CUAUUUUUGUAUGGGUUUGAAUUUUUUUUCUGGGGUAUUUUUAAUUACAGGCCUGAAAGGCAUUCGCAUCGAUUUAAUAAGUGAGCAAACUAUUCAUUUUUCAAAUCUUAGAUUCUUUGCUGCUAAAACAAAAUCAGCAGUGUUGAUUGCUAUUUAUGAGGGUGAAGCGGCUGCUGGUGCUGAUGUUCGUGGAGCUAUCGAAUCUUUGGCAGAUUUCUUGGAGAAAGCAGGGUAUUAAUGUGCAAAAUUGAAAAAUGGGAUCGGAGGCAAGAUUGACAGAGAGAAAUUUUUAUUUGAGAAAAGAUUGAAUGACCUAAAAUAUUCAUAAUCUGAGUACUACGAGGUUUUUUAGCGAACAUUAAAUUUGGUGUAAUUUUUCAUUGUAAGUCCAUUCAUGAAUAUGUACACCCUAAACCACGAAGACCUCCAACUUUUGAAAGGAGAUAUCGAGGGAUUAGGAAGGAUAAAUAUAUAUCUAUAUGUAGAUAAGUACCCAGUUCUGUAUUUUAAACCCUCUGGUGG
Molecule: messenger RNA, 522 nt
Organism: Meloidogyne enterolobii
Lineage: Eukaryota; Metazoa; Nematoda; Chromadorea; Rhabditida; Meloidogynidae
Source: the annotation of a GenBank genome assembly